Rosa chinensis is the source of this 785-nucleotide messenger RNA. RefSeq lists its product as uncharacterized. The transcript has 5 exons. The record is from RefSeq and is a predicted model, not a curated record. Lineage: Eukaryota; Viridiplantae; Streptophyta; Magnoliopsida; Rosales; Rosaceae. The coding region runs from base 42 to 785 and encodes 247 amino acids.
UAGAACUCUCCUCUGUGGCACUUAUAACAACAGGUGUGAUAAUGUGUCUUCAUUAUCAAACUCUUCACAAGCCGUUGACCAUUGCUACAACUGAUGAGUUAAAUGAUAUUAUAACGUCAGUGAAUAUUCAAAGGUCUACUAUAGGUCUAGAAAGAGAAGUGCGGCGAAAGACAAGACGGUUGAAUUCUGAGAAGCUGCAUUCUCAGCUUAAUGUUAAAAUACCGGUCACUUUGAUACAACAUAAUGAAAGGCCCACAGGUCCAUCUGCAAAAUUGUUCGUGAAUGAUAUUAGCUUAAUAGUUAGGAACUUUGCACCUAUGAAUGUGGAAAAAUGGAAUGACAUUGAACCAGCUUGUGUGACUAAGAUGAUUGAAAGAAUAACCAGUAAGUUCGACAUUAACAUGUCUCUUCCUUGGGUCAAGAGAUACGUAAACAAGAUGUGUAUGGCGGCAUUUUGUAAAUUCCGUUAUAGGCUAAAGAAGUAUUUUGAGAAAUACUCAACAGUGGACGAAGCACGAGAAAACAAGCCUGAAGCAGUUAAAACUCAAGCAGAAUGGGAUUUUCUUUGUAUUCGUUUUUCUAGAGAAGAGCUACAGAUCAAUACACAGAAUGCUGACAAGAAGUUGCAUUUGACAUAUCACCACAAUGCUUGGUCGAAGUAUUUCAUAUCCCAUGAAGAUGAGAUUGUAAGAUCUGAAGAACUGAAGGAGCAUGCCAAAAUAUUUGAAGAACUGAAGGAGGAUGCCAAAAGAAUGCAAGAAUUGAUUGCAAAAUUUCCAGCUUAA